Molecule: messenger RNA, 1030 nt
Organism: Camellia sinensis
Lineage: Eukaryota; Viridiplantae; Streptophyta; Magnoliopsida; Ericales; Theaceae
Biological process (GO): double-strand break repair
Cellular component (GO): cytoplasm; PML body
Molecular function (GO): single-stranded DNA binding; 5'-tyrosyl-DNA phosphodiesterase activity
Source: RefSeq, a predicted model, not a curated record
AUGGGAAUUGCUUCGAGAACAUUGAAGAUUUUGAGUUAUAAUGUUUCGUUCCGAGAAGACUUGGAAAUGGAUAAGAGGAUGGAAGCUAUUGGUGACCUUAUUCAGCUGCAUUCCCCUGAUUUGAUAUGCUUCCAGGAGGUUACUUCCAGAAGCUAUUGCAUUUUUCAACAAUCCCGCUGGUGGAAAUUGUAUCGUUGCUCAGUUACAGAAAAGCCGACAUAUAGACAAUACUUCUGCUUGCAGUUAAGUAAACUGGCAGUAAAAUCGUACAUACGUAAACCAUUCAAUAAUUCCAUAAUGGGAAGAGUACUUUGUGUUGCUGAGGUUGAAGUUCAGGCAGACAUGCCAUUGGUUGUUGCCAGUAGCCAUCUUGAAAGUCCUUGUCCCAAAUGGGAUAAGAUGUUCAGCAAGGAACGUGUUGAUCAGGCAAAGGAAGCACUGAAUUUUCUUAAGAAAGAUGUAAACGUGAUUUUUUGUGGUGACAUGAACUGGGAUGAGGAGUUGGAUGGUCAAUUUCCUUUGCCCGAAGGAUGGGUUGAUGCCUGGGUGCAGUAUAGGCCUGGAGAGAAUGGAUGGACAUUUGAUACUAAAUCCAACCAGAUGCUUUCUGGUAAUUGGCCUCUGCAAAAGCGACUGGAUCGAUUUGUAUGCAAUUUGCGUGAUUUCAAGAUAAGAAGAAUAGACAUGGUUGGCAUGGAGGCAAUACCAGGUCUAUCAUAUUGCAAGAAGAAAUUAAUUGACAUGGAGGCAUUACCAGGUCUAUCAUAUUGCAAGAAGAAAGGGAAAAACAAGAAAUUGAUGGUCCCUGUGUUGCCUAGUGAUCAUUAUGGGUUGCUGUUAACAAUCUGUAUCAAGUAAUGUCAGUUAAGUGAUCGUAUCCAAGCAGGAUGCACAGUGUUGAUUGCCUUUUGUGCUCUUUUUAGGGUUUAGGAUUUAAGGUUUAUGCAGUUUUUUUGUAGAUAAAGAUAGAAUGAUGUAAAGGGCUUAUAACCUUUUGUGGAACAUUGUUUUCCAUAUUUUGUAAGAAACU